AUGUCUGAUCAACUUAAAGACAAAUCCCAAAGAAGAGAAAAGAAGGCAGGAAAGGCAUCUUCAGAGGGAAGCCAUGGAGUCAGAGGCAAAGAAACCACUGGCAGGACAAAGGACUCUAUAAGUACUGUGUCGUGCAUAGAUGAACUAGCACACCAUGACGACAAUGCACGGAUGGUUGUGUCAAUGGAGAACACCUACCAGAUGGGACCUUACAAACGCUUCCCUGUUCCUGCUGUCACAGACAUACUGAAGGAUGUUCUCACCAGUUACCUCCAAGAGGAGAAAUAUGAAGUAGAGUGGUCUCGACAAAUGACAAAAACCAUAAGUGAGGUGAUAAGAGCCCGUGUAAAGGAUCUCAUGAUCCCCCGAUAUAAGAUCGUCACCCUGGUUCACAUCGGCCAGCUCACAGGACAGAGCAUGCAGAUCAGCAGCCGUUGUCUUUGGGAUGCAUCUAAUGACACCUUCGCCUCUUACUCCUUCAAGAACAGCUCUCUGCUUGGUGUGGCAACUGUCUACGCUGUUUACUUUGAGUGA
Molecule: messenger RNA, 534 nt
Organism: Scomber japonicus (chub mackerel)
Lineage: Eukaryota; Metazoa; Chordata; Actinopteri; Scombriformes; Scombridae
Gene: dynlt5
Product: dynein light chain Tctex-type family member 5
Exons: 4
Coding region: 1-534 (177 amino acids)
Biological process (GO): microtubule-based movement
Cellular component (GO): cytoplasmic dynein complex; cytoplasm
Molecular function (GO): dynein intermediate chain binding
Source: RefSeq, a predicted model, not a curated record